AUGUCGGGAGACAUGUGGAGAUGGGCCUGCGUCGCCUUGCACCUUCUCCUCUGCACGUCUGUGUGGCCUUCCGUGGCUCGGCAGCAGCCUUCCCACCCAAAGAGACCGUUCCUUAAUUUCACUGUGGACAUGGCAGAGGUCUAUUUCAACCACUUAGUGGUUGACGAAAGGAAAGGGUACAUUUACCUGGGGGCUGUCAACUGGAUCUACAAACUCUCUGGAGACCUGGUGGUACAAGCUUCCCAUCAGACGGGUCCCGAUAAUGACAACCCAAAGUGUUACCCUCCCAGACUGGUCCAGCCUUGUAACGAGCAGUUGAAGAUGACCAACAACAUUAACAAAAUGCUCCUCAUAGACUACAAGGAGAACCGGCUGAUUGCCUGCGGGAGCUUAUACCAGGGCAUCUGCAAACUCUUGAGGCUGGACGACCUGUUUAAGCUCGGGGAGCCCUUCCACAACAAGGAGCACUACCUCUCUGGGGUGAAUGAGAGCGGUUCUGUCUUUGGGGUGAUUGUUUCAUACAACAACAUGGAUGACAAGCUGUUUGUCGCAACUGCUGUGGAUGGGAAACCCGAGUACUUCCCAACCAUCUCCAGCCGAAAGCUCCCCAAGAAUUCUGAAGCGGAAGGGAUGUUCGCCUACGUCUUCCAUGACGAAUUCGUGGCCUCCAUGAUCAAGAUCCCAUCGGACACGUUCACUAUCAUCCCGGACUUUGACAUAUACUAUAUCUAUGGCUUCAGCAGUGGGAAUUUUGUUUACUUCUUGACCCUCCAGCCUGAGAUGAUCUCUCCACCUGGUUCUACCACCAAGGAACAAGUUUACACCUCUAAGCUGGUCCGCUUGUGCAAGGAGGAUACGGCCUUCAACUCGUACGUUGAGGUGCCCAUUGGCUGUGAGAAGAACGGCGUAGAAUACCGAUUACUCCAGGCGGCCUACUUGUCAAAGGCAGGGGCCAUUUUGGCCAGGUCUUUGGGUAUCACGCCGGAGGAUGACAUUCUCUUCACGGUGUUUUCUAAGGGGCAGAAGAGGAAAAUGAAGUCCUUGGACGAGUCCGCGCUCUGCAUCUUUGUUCUGAAGGAGAUCAACGAUCGUAUCAAGGAAAGGCUACAGUCCUGCUACAGGGGCGAAGGCACUCUGGAUCUGGCCUGGCUCAAAGUGAAGGAUAUUCCCUGUAGCAGCGCACUGUUAACAAUCGAUGACAAUUUUUGUGGCCUGGAUAUGAACGCCCCACUCGGAGUAUCUGAAAUGGUACGAGGACUUGCCAUCUUCACGGAAGACCAAGACCGGAUGACGUCGGUCAUUGCGUAUGUCUAUAAGAACCACUCGCUGGCUUUUGUGGGCACGAAGAGUGGCAAGCUGAAAAAGAUCCGUGUAGAUGGACCAUCCAAAGGGGCCCUUGAGUAUGAGGUUGUGCAGGUGGUGGAUUCUGGGCCGAUACUGCGGGAUAUGGCUUUCUCAGUGGACCACAAGUAUCUGUACAUCAUGUCUGAGAAACAGCUUUCCCAGGUGCCGGUGGAGUCCUGCGGGCAGUACCGAAGCUGUGGCAAGUGCCUGGGCUCGGGGGACCCCCACUGCGGAUGGUGUGUGCUCCACAACACGUGCACAAGGAAAGAACAAUGCGAGCGGUCCAGCGAGCCCAGGAGGUUUGCUGCUGAAAUGAAGCAGUGUGUCCGACUGACCGUGCACCCCAACAACAUCUCUGUCUCGCAGUACAGUGUGAUGCUGGUCCUGAAGACGUACAAUGUCCCUGAGUUGUCAGACGGCGUCAACUGCACCUUCGGGGACUUGUCGGAAAUGGACGGCGUGGUGAUGGGAAACCAAAUUACUUGCCAGUCUCCGGCUGCCAAGGAGGUGCCGAAGAUCAUCACCGAGAAUGGAGAUCACCACAUCGUCCAACUGCAGCUCAAAUCCAAGGAAACAGGCAUGACCUUUGCCAGCACCAAUUUUGUCUUCUACAACUGCAGUGUCCACAACUCGUGCUUGUCUUGUGUGGAAAGCCCGUACCGGUGCCACUGGUGCAAAUAUCGCCACCUUUGCACCCACGAGCCUCUUGAUUGCCACUUUCUGGAUGGACAGGUCAAACUGCCUGAGGACUGCCCCCAGCUGCUGCAAGCCAACAAGAUCUUGGUGCCUGUGGAAGUGGUGAAGCCCAUCACGCUGAAGGCCAAGAACCUGCCGCAGCCUCAGUCGGGCCAGCGCAGUUACGAGUGCAUCAUCAAUAUCCAGGGCAACGAGAAGCGGGUACCAGCCCUGCGGUUCAACAGCUCCAGCAUCCAGUGCCAGAACACUUCCUAUUCUUAUGAUGGGAUGGAGAUUAACAGCCUGCCAGUGGAGUUGACAGUUGUGUGGAAUGGGAAUUUCAACAUUGACAACCCAGCACAGAACAAAGUCCACCUGUACAAAUGCGGAGCGAUGCGCGACAGCUGUGGCUUGUGCCUGAAGGCAGACCCGGACUACGAAUGCGGCUGGUGUGAAGACCUGAACCAGUGCACCCUGCAGCACCAUUGCCCGAUUCUGGAGAACCGGUGGCUGGAGCUCUCGGCCACAGGGAGCAAGUGCACGAAUCCCAAGAUCACGGAAAUCUCCCCGGUAAGAGGGCCCCGAGAAGGCGGGACGAGGGUGACCAUCCGGGGAGAGAAUCUGGGCCUCGAGUUCCGGGACAUUGCAUCGCGUGUCCGCGUCGCCGGCGUGGAGUGCGUUCCCCUGGUGGAAGGCUACAUCCCGGCAGAGCAAAUAGUGUGCGAGAUGGGCGAGGCCAAACUCAGCCAGCACGCCGGAAAUGUGGACAUCUGCGUGGCCGAAUGCAAGCCGGAGUUCAUGGCCAAAUCCUCCCAGUUCUACUACUUCACGAUCCUGACCCUUUCCGACCUAAAUCCGAAGCAAGGUCCGGUCUCGGGUGGCACACAGGUCACGAUCACGGGCAAAAACCUGAAUGCCGGCAGCACCGUCUCGGUGUCCUUCGGGCAGCAACCCUGCAUUUUCCACUGGAGGACUGCGGAAUACAUUGUCUGCAACACCACGGCUUUCAGCAAUGGCUUGGAAAGGAACGUGGUGGACGUGUCAGUCAAGGUGGACAAGGCCACGCUGCACAAAGAACUGGAGAAGGCCAAGGCACCCAAGGAGCUGAAGUUUAAAUAUGUGGAGGAUCCAUCCAUUCUGAGGAUCGAGCCCGAAUGGAGCAUUGUCAGUGGAAAUACGCCCAUCACGGUGUGGGGCACUAACCUGGACCUCAUCCAGAACCCACAGAUCCGAGCAAAGUACGGUGGGAAAGAACACGUCAAUGUGUGUGAAGUGCAGAAUGAGACCGAGAUGAUCUGCCAGGCUCCAGCCCUAGCGGCUGAUCCAGAGAACCAGUCUGACCUUGCUGAGCGGCCGGACGAAUUUGGCUUCGUCUUGGACAACGUCCAUGCCUUGCUCGUCCUGAACAAAACCAACUUCACCUACUAUCCGAAUCCAGUCUUUGAGGCUUUCAACCCCUCUGGGAUUUUGGAACUGAAACCAGGAACCCCUGUCAUAUUAAAGGGGAAGAACCUGAUCCCACCUGUAGCGGGAGGGAACGCCAAGCUGAAUUACACCGUCCUGGUGGGCGAGAAGCCGUGUGUGGUGACAGUGUCAGAGGUGCAGCUGCUGUGCGAGUCCCCCAAUCUCACUGGACGGCACAAAGUGAUGGCUCGGGUCGGAGGGAUGGAGUUCUCGCCGGGGAUGGUGAACAUCUCCCCGGACAGCCCGCUCAGCCUGCCCGCCAUUGUCAGCAUCGCCGUGGCGGGAGGGCUGCUCAUCAUCUUCAUCGUGGCCGUACUGAUCGCCUACAAGCGCAAGUCCCGGGAGAGCGACCUCACCCUCAAGCGCCUCCAGAUGCAGAUGGACAACCUGGAGUCCCGCGUGGCCCUGGAGUGCAAGGAAGCCUUUGCCGAGCUGCAGACGGACAUCCACGAGCUGACGAGUGACUUAGACGGAGCUGGCAUCCCGUUCCUGGAUUACCGGACGUACACGAUGAGGGUGCUUUUCCCUGGCAUUGAAGACCACCCAGUGCUGAGGGAUUUGGAGGUCCCUGGUUAUCGGCAGGAGCGUGUGGAGAAAGGCCUGAAGCUCUUUGCCCAGCUCAUCAACAACAAGGCCUUCCUCCUGUCCUUCAUCCGCACCCUGGAGUCCCAGCGCAGCUUCUCCAUGCGGGACCGGGGCAACGUGGCCUCCCUCAUCAUGACCGUGCUGCAGAGCAAGCUGGAGUACGCCACCGACGUCCUCAAGCAGCUCCUGGCUGACCUCAUAGACAAGAACCUGGAGAGCAAAAACCACCCCAAAUUGCUGCUUCGCCGGACAGAAUCUGUUGCCGAGAAGAUGUUGACCAACUGGUUCACUUUUUUGCUCUACAAAUUCCUCAAGGAGUGUGCGGGCGAGCCUCUCUUCUCGCUCUUCUGUGCCAUCAAGCAGCAAAUGGAGAAGGGCCCGAUCGACGCCAUUACUGGGGAAGCCCGCUAUUCCCUCAGCGAGGACAAGCUCAUCCGGCAGCAGAUCGACUACAAGACGCUGGUCCUGAGCUGCGUGAACCCCGACAACGUGAACAGCCCCGAGAUCCCUGUGAAGAUCCUCAACUGCGACACCAUCACACAGGUCAAGGAGAAGAUCCUUGACGCGAUCUUCAAGAACGUGCCUUGCUCUCAUCGGCCCAAAGCUGCUGACAUGGAUUUAGAGUGGCGGCAAACGAGCGGGGCCCGGAUGAUCCUGCAGGACGAGGAUCUCACGACCAAGAUCGAGAACGACUGGAAGAGGCUCAACACGCUCGCCCACUAUCAGGUGCCAGAUCUAUCCGUGGUGGCCUUGGUGUCCAAGCAGGUCACGGCCUACAAUGCCGUCAACAAUUCCACCGUCUCCAGGACCUCUGCGAGCAAGUACGAAAACAUGAUCCGCUACACGGGCAGCCCAGACAGUUUGCGUUCUCGGACGCCGAUGAUUACGCCGGACUUGGAAAGCGGGGUCAAGAUGUGGCACUUGGUCAAGAACCACGAGCACGGUGACCAGAAGGAGGGCGACCGAGGGAGCAAGAUGGUCUCAGAGAUCUAUCUAACCAGGCUGCUGGCCACCAAGGGCACUUUACAGAAAUUCGUCGAUGACCUCUUUGAGACAAUCUUCAGCACGGCGCACCGUGGCAGUGCCCUGCCCCUGGCCAUCAAGUACAUGUUUGACUUCCUGGACGAGCAAGCAGACAAGCACAACAUCCACGACCCACACGUUCGACACACGUGGAAGAGCAACUGCUUGCCACUGAGGUUUUGGGUGAACAUGAUCAAAAACCCCCAGUUUGUCUUCGACAUCCACAAAAACAGUAUCACGGACGCCUGCCUGUCAGUGGUAGCACAAACCUUCAUGGACUCCUGUUCGACCUCAGAGCACCGCUUAGGCAAAGAUUCCCCCUCGAAUAAGCUCCUCUAUGCCAAGGAUAUUCCCAGCUACAAGAACUGGGUGGAAAGGUACUACUCGGAUAUCGGCAAGAUGCCCGCGAUCAGUGACCAGGACAUGAAUGCCUACCUGGCUGAGCAGUCGCGCAUGCACAUGAACGAGUUCAACACCAUGAGUGCGCUCUCCGAGAUCUACUCCUACGUGGGCAAAUACAGUGAGGAGAUCCUGGGUGCCCUGGAUCAAGACGACCAGGCUGGCAAGCAGAAGCUGGCCUACAAACUUGAACAAGUUAUAACCCUCAUGAGCAUAGACAGCUGAGAACUGCCCUACCAGGGGACUCCCUGGGGGGGAUUCACACAAGAACAAAAUCAAAACCAAGCCGUGCCUCAGUCAAGAACAUCCUCUUUACCAAGUGCAAGUUUCUGAUUGCCCGUCUGGAGGAGUCCCCGGAACAACUCUCGGCUCCUCGAAGGCUCGCCUGCAGAACCUACGGACACCGAGCAACUAGGGCUCGAGGACUGAGGGGCCUCUCUGUGGAGGGACCCCAGACGUGGGGACCAUUUCGGUGGCGCUCCCUCGUCCACAGAUUCCCCUUCUGCCUUCACCCAGAGCAUAUCAUCCGUUAACCGACGGGGGAGCCACGUGGCUUGCCUCCGUCAUGCUGCUUUAACGGCGCUCCUUGGGCUCCCAGCCCGGAGCAAUACCGAACUCAGUGUUAGGUGGAAGCUGCACCAAGGCAGGACUUACUCUCUUGCCUCCAAGAAGCCUGGCAGGGUGGGAACGGACCUUGCUCUUCCCCCACCCGGCAGCGGUCCCUUCCCCGCGGCUUGCCCCGUGGGAGAGUCACGGCCAGGGGCGGCUCGCCGUGCGAACUCUCAGCGCUGCCCAGCUGCUCUGCUGGGAACGGGUGGAAAAGGCAGUGAGACCACCCUUUCUCCCACCCCCG
Varanus komodoensis (Komodo dragon) is the source of this 6343-nucleotide messenger RNA. RefSeq names its product plexin A4 (gene PLXNA4). Gene Ontology annotation, cellular component: semaphorin receptor complex. Gene Ontology annotation, biological process: regulation of GTPase activity; semaphorin-plexin signaling pathway involved in axon guidance; positive regulation of axonogenesis. The record is from RefSeq and is a predicted model, not a curated record. The transcript is spliced from 31 exons. The coding region runs from base 1 to 5715 and encodes 1904 amino acids. Gene Ontology annotation, molecular function: protein binding; semaphorin receptor activity. Lineage: Eukaryota; Metazoa; Chordata; Lepidosauria; Squamata; Varanidae.